AUGAUCCACAGGAACACUGCAGGUCCUGUUCGCAGCCUGAAGUUUGUGAUUCUUCUGGUGGCGCUAAGUCCAGAACUCCUAUCCCUGGGAGCCGGAGUGCAGCUUCGAGACAAUGGGUAUGAUGGAUUACUCGUUGCAAUCAAUCCUCAGGUAUCUGAGGAUCAGAACCUCAUCCCAAACAUUAAGGAAAUGGUAACUGAAGCUUCUUUUUACCUAUUCAAUGCUACCAAGAGAAGAGUGUUUUUCAGAAGUAUAAAGAUUUUAAUACCUGCCACAUGGAAAGCUAAUAAUUACAGCAAAGUAAAACAAGAAUCAUAUGAAAAGGCAAAUGUCAUAGUGGCUAACUGGUAUGGGGCACAUGGAGACGAUCCAUACACCCUACAAUACAGAGGCUGUGGAAAAGAGGGAAAAUACAUUCAUUUCACAUCUGACUUUCUACUAAAUGAUGACUUAACAGAUGGCUAUGGAUCACGAGGCAGAGUGUUUGUCCACGAAUGGGCCCAUCUCCGUUGGGGUGUGUUUGAUGAAUACAACAAUGAGAAACCUUUCUACAUAAAUGGGCAAAAUCAAAUUAAAGUAACAAGGUGUUCAUCUGACAUUAGAGGCAUUUUUGUGUGUGAAAAAGGCCCUUGCCCUCAAGAAAACUGUAUUAUUAGUAAGCUUUUCAAAGAAGGAUGCAUGUUUCUAUACAAUAGCACCCAAAACGCAACUGCAUCGAUAAUGUUCAUGCAAAGUUUAUCUUCUGUGGUUGAAUUCUGUAAUGCAAGUACCCACAACCAAGAAGCUCCAAACCUACAGAACCAAAUGUGCAGCCUCAGGAGUGCGUGGGAUGUAAUCACAGACUCCGCUGACUUUCAUCACAGCUUUCCCAUGAACGGGCCCGAGCUUCCACCUCCUCCUACCUUCUCCCUUGUACAGGCUGGCGACAAAGUGGUCUGUUUAGUUCUGGAUGUGUCCAGCAAGAUGGCAGAGGCUGACAGACUCCUUCGACUGCAACAAGCAGCAGAAUUUUACUUGAUGCAGAUUGUUGAAAUUCAUACCUUUGUGGGCAUUGCCAGUUUCAAUAGCAAAGGAGAGAUCAGAGCCCAGCUACACCGAAUUAACAAUGAUGAUGAUCGAAAGCUGCUGGUUUCAUAUCUGCCUGCCACUGUGUCAGCUGAAGCAGAAACCAGCAUCUGCUCAGGACUUAAGAAGGGAUUUGAGGUGGUUGAAAAGCUGGAUGGAAAAGCCCACGGUUCUGUGAUGAUAUUAGUGACCAGUGGAGACGAUGAGCAUGUUGGCAAUUGCUUACUCACUGUGCACAGCAGUGGUUCAACCAUUCACACCAUUGCCCUGGGUUCCUCUGCAGUCGAAAAUCUGGAGGAAUUAUCACAUCUUACAGGAGGUUUAAAGUUCUUUGUCCCAGAUAAAUCCAACUCCAAUAGCAUGAUUGAUGCUUUCAGUAGAAUUUCCUCUGGAACCGGAGACAUUUUUCAACAACAUAUUCAGCUGGAAAGUACGGGUGAAAAUGUUCAACCUCACCAUCAACUGAAAAACACCGUGACUGUGGACAACAGUGUGGGCAAUGACACUGCCUUUCUAGUCACAUGGCAGUCCAGUGGUCCCCCUGAGAUUGUAUUAUCUGAUCCUAAUGGAAGAAAAUACUACACAGGUGAUUUUAUCACCAAUCUAACUUUGCAGACUGCUCGCCUCAGAAUUCCAGGAACAGCUAAGCCUGGGCUCUGGACGUACACACUGAACAAUACCCACCAUUCUCUUCAAGCCUUGAAAGUGACAGUGACUUCUCAUGCCUCGAGCUCAGCCAUGCCCCCUGCCACUGUGGAAGCCUUUGUGGAAAGAGACAGCACCCAUUUUCCCCAUCCCAUGAUGAUUUAUGCAAAUGUGAGAAAAGGGUUUUAUCCCAUUCUCAAUGCCACGGUAACAGCUACCAUUGAGCCAGAGACUGGAGAUCCUGUUACACUACAACUUUUUGAUGAUGGAGCAGGUGCUGAUGUUAUACAAAAUGAUGGAAUUUACUCGAGGUAUUUUUUCUCCUUCACUGUAAAUGGUAGAUACAGCUUGAAAGUGCGUGUCCGUCACUCUGCCAGCGUAAGUGACCUAGCACACUCUAUUCCUGGGAGUCGUGCUAUGUACGUCCCAGGUUACAUAGCAAAUGGUAAUAUUCAGAUGAAUGCCCCAAGAAAAUCAGUGGGCAGGAGUCAGGAGGAGCAAAAGUGGGGCUUUAGCAGAAUGAGCUCGGGGGGCUCCUUUACCGUGUUGGGAGUUCCAGCUGGCCCCCACCCUGACGUGUUUCCACCAUGCAAAAUUAUUGACCUGGAAGCUGCAAAAGUGGAAGAGGAGGUGACUUUGUCCUGGACAGCACCUGGAGAGGACUUUGAUCAGGGCCAGGCUAACAGCUAUGAAAUAAGAAUGAGUAAAAUUCUAAAGAAUAUUCAAGAUGACUUUAACAAUGCCAUUUUAGUGAAUACAUCAAAGCUAACUCCUCGGCAAGCUGGCACCAAGGAGACAUUUACAUUUUCACCAAGGCUUUUCACAAAUGGACCUGAACAUCAACCCAAGGGAGAGACACAAGAAAGCAACAGAAUUUAUGUGGCAAUACGAGCAAUAGAUAGAAACUCCUUAAAGUCUGCUGUAUCUAACAUUGCCCAGGCAUCUCUGUUUAUUCCUCCAAAUUCUACUCCUGCACUUGCCAGAGAUCGUCUUAUACUGAAAGGAGUUUUGACAGCAAUGGGUUUGAUAGGAAUCAUUUGCCUCACUAUAGUUGUAACACAUUGUAUUUUAAACAGGAAAAAGACAGCAGACAAGAAAGAGAAUGGAACAAAAUUACUAUGAACAAAUGUACAGAGUACUUUCCUACU
Molecule: messenger RNA, 2858 nt
Organism: Diceros bicornis minor
Lineage: Eukaryota; Metazoa; Chordata; Mammalia; Perissodactyla; Rhinocerotidae
Gene: CLCA2
Product: chloride channel accessory 2
Exons: 14
Coding region: 1-2832 (943 amino acids)
Biological process (GO): chloride transport
Molecular function (GO): intracellularly calcium-gated chloride channel activity
Source: RefSeq, a predicted model, not a curated record